Procambarus clarkii (red swamp crayfish) is the source of this 2703-nucleotide messenger RNA. The record is from RefSeq and is a predicted model, not a curated record. NCBI's taxonomy places the organism in Eukaryota, Metazoa, Arthropoda, Malacostraca, Decapoda, Cambaridae.
AUGUCAAGAUGUCAGGAAAUCAAACAGCAGGCUAACAAGACCAAACAGCAGGCUAACAAGACCAAACAAGAGGCUCACAAGACCAAACAGCAGGCCCACAAGACCAAACAGCAGGCCCACAAGACCAAACAGCAGCCCCACAAGACCAAACAAGAGGCCCACAAGACCAAACAGCAGGCUAACAAGACCAAACAAGAGGCCCACAAGACCAAACAAGAGGCCCGCAAGACCAAACAAGAGGCCCGCAAGACCAAACAGCAGGCUAACAAGACCAAACAAGAGGCCCACAAGACCAAACAAGAGGCCCACAAGACCAAACAAGAGGCCCGCAAGACCAAACAGCAGGCUAACAAGACCAAACAAGAGGCCCACAAGACCAAACAGCAGGCUAACAAGACCAAACAAGAGGCUCACAAGACCAAACAGCAGGCCCACAAGACCAAACAGCAGGCCCACAAGACCAAACAGCAGCCCCACAAGACCAAACAGCAGGCCCACAAGACCAAACAGCAGGCCCACAAGACCAAACAGCAGGCCCACAAGACCAAACAGCAGGCCCACAAGACCAAACAGCAGGCCCACAAGACCAAACAGCAGCCCCACAAGACCAAACAGCAGGCCCACAAGACCAAACAGCAGGCUAACAAGACCAAACAGCAGGCCCACAAGACCAAACAGCAGGCCCACAAGACCAAACAGCAGCCCCACAAGACCAAACAGCAGGCCCACAAGACCAAACAGCAGCCCCACAAGACCAAACAGCAGCCCCACAAGACCAAACAGCAGGCCCACAAGACCAAACAGCAGCCCCACAAGACCAAACAGCAGCCCACAAGACCAAACAAGAGGCCCACAAGACCAAACAGCAGCCCCACAAGACCAAACAGCAGGCCCACAAGACCAAACAGCAGCCCCACAAGACCAAACAGCAGCCCACAAGACCAAACAAGAGGCCCACAAGACCAAACAGCAGCCCCACAAGACCAAACAGCAGGCCCACAAGACCAAACAGCAGCCCCACAAGACCAAACAGCAGCCCCACAAGACCAAACAGCAGCCCCACAAGACCAAACAAGAGGCCCACAAGACCAAACAGCAGCCCCACAAGACCAAACAGCAGGCCCACAAGACCAAACAAGAGGCCCACAAGACCAAACAAGAGGCCCACAAGACCAAACAGCAGCCCCACAAGACCAAACAAGAGGCCCACAAGACCAAACAGCAUGCCCACAAGACCAAACAGCAGCCCCACAAGACCAAACAAGAGGCCCACAAGACCAAACAAGAGGCCCACAAGACCAAACAGCAGCCCACAAGACCAAACAAGAGGCCCACAAGACCAAACAAGAGGCCCACAAGACCAAACAAGAGGCCCACAAGACCAAACAGCAAGCCCACAAGACCAAACAAGAGGCCCACAAGACCAACAGCAGCCACAAGACCAAAACAGAGGCCCACAAGACCAAACAGCAGCCCACAAGACCAAACAAGAGGCCCACAAGACCAAACAAGAGGCCCACAAGACCAAACAAGAGGCCCACAAGACCAAACAGCAUGCCCACAAGACCAAACAAGAGGCCCACAAGACCAAACAGAAGGCCCACAAGACCAAACAGCAAGCCCACAAGACCAAACAGCAGCCCCACAAGACCAAACAGCAAGCCCACAAGACCAAACAGCAAGCCCACAAGACCAAACAGCAGCCCACAAGACCAAACAGCAAGCCCACAAGACCAAACAAGAGGCCCACAAGACCAAACAAGAGGCCCACAAGACCAAACAGCAAGCCCACAAGACCAAACAGCAAGCCCACAAGACCAAACAGCAAGCCCACAAGACCAAACAGCAAGCCCACAAGACCAAACAGCAGCCCACAAGACCAAACAGCAAGCCCACAAGACCAAACAAGAGGCCCACAAGACCAAACAAGAGGCCCACAAGACCAAACAGCAAGCCCACAAGACCAAACAAGAGGCCCACAAGACCAAACAAGAGGCCCACAAGACCAAACAAGAGGCCCACAAGACCAAACAGCAGGCCCACAAGACCAAACAAGAGGCCCACAAGACCAAACAGCAGGCUAACAAGACCAACAAGAGGCCCACAAGACCAAACAGAAGGCCCACAAGACCAAACAGCAGCCCACAAGACCAAACAGCAGCCCCACAAGACCAAACAGCAAGCCCACAAGACCAAACAAGAGGCCCACAAGACCAAACAGCAGCCCACAAGACCAAACAAGAGGACCACAAGACCAAACAGCAGCCCACAAGACCAAACAAGAGGCCCACAAGACCAAACAGCAGCCCACAAGACCAAACAAGAGGCCCACAAGACCAAACAGCAGCCCACAAGACCAAACAAGAGGCCCACAAGACCAAACAAGAGGCCCACAAGACCAAACAAGAGGCCCACAAGACCAAACAGAAGGCCCACAAGACCAAACAAGAGGCCCACAAGACCAAACAGCAGCCCACAAGACCAAACAAGAGGCCCACAAGACCAAACAAGAGGCCCACAAGACCAAACAAGAGGCCCACAAGACCAAACAAGAGGCCCACAAGACCAAACAGCAUGCCCACAAGACCAAACAAGAGGCCCACAAGACCAAACAAGAGGCCCACAAGACCAAACAGCAGGCUAACAAGACCAAACAGCAGCCCCACAAGACCAAACCCUGAAAAACACAGCAUAUUAACCUGA